AUGGAUUACGAAAAGAAGGAUAUGGGCCUUGCUGGCAUGUGGGUCACGUUGUACUUUGGAUUUCUGGGGCUAUGCUCUAUUAUAACUGGCGGCUGCAUUCUCUUUCUGCACUGGAAGAAGAACCUCCAGCAGGAGGAGCGUGCCCAGCAGUGCACUUACAGCCCACUCCUGUACUAGAUAAACAAGCGAUGCCAAUAUGGCAUGAAUGCAGCUAUCAACACAGGCCCUCCCUGGGCUGUUACCAAAACUGAGAUUAAAGUUGAGAUUCCAGAUUCUCUGUGGGGGUCAGACACCCCUGAAGGCAGGCAUUAUGCCAACAGAGGCAGCAGCCCCAAGGCAGAGGCCUCUGUUCCCCUGCAACCUGAUCUGGUGGUCCCACAGCAGCCUCUUUCUAACUGGAUGGCAUAGCACAGGACCAGAUCUCCAUUCCCAAUUAUGUUUUAGGAGAUACCCUUUGCCCCACCCCUUCGCAAUCAACCUCCAAUGCUGAACCACUCUGCCUGCUACUCAUUUGCCAUCUGUAUCAAAAGUAAUGUCCACUUCUAUUCCCUUCCCACACUGACCCAUGGGGUGAACUGUUUCAAUGCAAAGCCUUUUGCUUCAGAGGUAUAG
Messenger RNA from Marmota flaviventris (yellow-bellied marmot), 612 nucleotides. RefSeq names its product testis expressed 38 (gene Tex38). Lineage: Eukaryota; Metazoa; Chordata; Mammalia; Rodentia; Sciuridae. The record is from RefSeq and is a predicted model, not a curated record.